Molecule: messenger RNA, 1229 nt
Organism: Priapulus caudatus
Lineage: Eukaryota; Metazoa; Priapulida; Priapulimorpha; Priapulimorphida; Priapulidae
Product: RNA-binding protein 25-like
Exons: 2
Source: RefSeq, a predicted model, not a curated record
GAGAGAGAGAGAGAGAGAGAGAGAGAGAGAGAGAGAGAGAGGAGAGAGAGAGAGAGAGACGAGAGAGAGAGAGAGAGAGAGAGAGAGAGUAGACGAGCACUAAACAUCCGAUUUCGCUUCACGCGGUUCCCGCCUUUAACAUGAGACUGUAUUUUUCGUACGCGACAUUAUAUAGCCAUAGAGACAGGUCUCUCUUUCCACGUACAGUGAGGAGUAGGUGCAUCUUGUUUUGUCGUGUAAUGUGCAAAUGUAUAAUGUAUAAUAGCGAUGAGUGCGAUGAAAACUGAAAGAGCUUCUAGCCUGCGUCGGUACUAUACGCUCUCAAUUACACGUUUCCCUACCACUUGUUUUUUACUCUUUUCUGCCAGAUUCAUUAACACUUAGCAGGUCCAAUCUGCCUACCCCUCUGUCACAACUUCCCGAUCUCAUUUGAUUAUUGCCUACCGGUGCACAUCUAAUAUUUCUGUAUCAAAUGAUAUUAUUGGGAGAGAGGAGGAGGAGAAAGGUUAUCCUUACAGCAUGAUUAAUUGAUUAUUAACUAAAUCAACCUGACCAUGUUCUUGGACCUGCAUGUUAUACGAUACAAUAACCGUGUAAUAUUUUGUGUACGUGUAUAUAGUUGUAGGCAGAGAGAUAGGUGUAUAUUAUUGCUUGCUUUCAUAUUAGACUAAAUAUUAGCUGCGGUUUCAUAUUUCCACGUGUGUGAAGUAGGAGUGUAAACAUUUUCCUGUUAUGUUCCCGUAAGUUAUCUCACGUUCAUGCAUCACUGAUUUCUUCUCGUGUUUUUCAUGGUUACAUAUACUAUCCAUCUUGGAAAUCAAUUUUAAUGUUGAGAGAGAUAAAAGUUUGAGGUGAUGAUAUAUAAUAAAUAAUGUCAAGUAAUUAAAUUUAUUAACUUCGAAGGACUUCCAUGAGAUGUGGUUUAUUAACUUGUAGGUUCUAAUAUAUAAUUGUUUCGACAAAUACUGGAGCUAAUACUACUAAUGGCUAAGCCAAUGAUAUCAGUAUGCUAUGUGAUUCGUAUUCAAAGCAUCACUCACAUGCAGCUAGCCAACGUAUGUUUAGUUAUUUGUGCGUGCAGAUAUUUGCCGUUGUAUUAGAUGUGGGCAUUUUCAUCCGUCUGUGUUGCUGUGUAGAAAAUGUUAGACAUUGGAAGUUAGAUCUCAACACUAAUAACGUGUAUACGAACUUGUGUAAAAAAUCUUUGUCUAUAACUUCUUUUGAAUUCA